UCUCUCUCACCGCAGCCGCUCCAUAAAAGGGUAAAGAAGCAGCUGAAAUCGACGAGGGAAAUAGCUGGAAAAACCAACUCUUUUCUUGUUUUUCUUGCUUUUCUUGCUUUCUGGUAGCUUUGGGGAAUUGGGUUCUGGAAAAGGAGGGAACUUGGGCGCCCGCUUUUUGGGUAGUAAGGAGGUAGACAGGGUUGUUCUGUGUUCUUGUUUCUGGGUUUCCUGUGGUGGAACUUGGGUAGAGAGGAGGAGGAGUGAAGGAGAUGAUGUAUUAUCAGCUGGCAAAGUCUUCUUACCAUGACCCUUUGAAAGUGCUGGAGGCUGAUAUACAGCACGCAAACGCUCUGGCUGCUUCAAUUCCAAGAGCCAAAGGUGGUGCACAUCUUCAAAUGAAAUUGGCGUACAAUCAUUUGGCACCACUCUUUCUGUUUUUGCUUCAAUGGAUGGAUUGUUCAUGCACCUGUGUACUCCCUGGAUAUCUAAACCUCUUUCACAUACUUGUAUACAAGGUAUAUGCAGAUGGUAGAUCAAACCUAUCUAGACAUGGGAGAAAGGCAACAAUUAGGGAAUUUUAUGGUGUUAUAUUACCAUCUCUUCAACGGCUUCAUAGUAACUUAUGGGAAUUGAACAAUGACAAAGCAGAGAGUUCUAGCAAAAAAAGAUUGGAACUAGAUAGUAGAUCUGUAAGCAUGGAUUUGGAGAGAGAAGAUGAAUGUGGAAUUUGCUUGGAGCCCUGCACCAAAAUGGUUUUGCCCAAUUGCUGCCAUGCAAUGUGCAUCAGAUGCUAUCGCAAUUGGAACACAAAAUCAGAGUCCUGCCCUUUUUGCCGUGGGAGCAUGAAAAGAGUUAAUUCUGAAGAUCUAUGGGUGCUAACAUGUAAUGAAGAUGUGGUUGACCCUAAAACAGUUUCCAAGGAGGACUUAUUGCGUUUCUACCUCUAUAUCAGCAGCCUUCCAAAAGAUUACCCAGACGCCCUUUUCUCAGUGUAUUAUGAGUACCUAAUUUGAUUUGAGGAGGUUGAGAAAAUGGUGUAUAGAUAUAGAACAAGCCGACCAUCAAAUGUAAAUAGAGUCUGGUAAGACGGUUCUCCAAUAUUCUCACGGAACUCAGCAAUUCCCAUCUUCUGCUCAUUGCAUGUUUAUAAUUAGUGUAAGAAUUGCUCAAUUAAUCAUAGUACUCAUUCAUGAAACUUGACUCUAUACUCUGCAGUUUACCUAUGGACAUGUUGAAAGUUUUGCGAUAAUUUAUUAGCCAGUGUUGCUUCUCUUUUGAAGUUUUGAACUGUUGCGAUGACAAACUGGACGAA
Molecule: messenger RNA, 1303 nt
Organism: Rubroshorea leprosula
Lineage: Eukaryota; Viridiplantae; Streptophyta; Magnoliopsida; Malvales; Dipterocarpaceae
Source: the annotation of a GenBank genome assembly